Messenger RNA from Drosophila hydei, 1650 nucleotides. RefSeq names its product transmembrane protein 19. The coding region runs from base 93 to 1091 and encodes 332 amino acids. Gene Ontology annotation, cellular component: membrane. The transcript is spliced from 2 exons. NCBI's taxonomy places the organism in Eukaryota, Metazoa, Arthropoda, Insecta, Diptera, Drosophilidae. The record is from RefSeq and is a predicted model, not a curated record.
CUUAGCCACACUAAUAACAAACUGGUCUGUUUUUUGUUUACGUUUGAAAAGAAAGUAUAAGUUGUAGAAAAUAUAUUUUUUAUUUGAACACAAUGGCCAACGGCGACUGGAUGCCUUUGAUAUUUUGUGGCCUCUCAGUGCCCAUCUCCAUAUUCAUGUGGCUGGGCAACGUGGCAUUCUCUAAAUUUUGGAGCUACGAUUAUGAAGAGCCGUUGGUCAUAUCACCGACUCGUUGGUUGUUUUCCACAUUGGCGCCACUGGCACUGAUGACAAUUGCGCUGCGUCGCCGCUCCGUGAGCAAAUCUGGUGCCGCACUAGGAGUGGUCGUCGCCUUCACGCUGUCCAUAGCAAGUCACCCGUUCUUCGCUAGUCUGGUGGUGUUCUUCUUUAGCUCGUCGCGUGCGACCAAGUUUCGGGCGCAGCUAAAACGUCGAUUCGAGAACGACUUCAAGGAUGGCGAAGGACAACGGAAUUGGGUGCAGGUCCUAUGCAACGGUGGCAUGGCCACGCAGCUGGCAUUGCUCUAUUUGAUUGACUGUGGCAGCGGGGAGCGUGCCAUUGAUUUCGCCAGGGAGUACCGAUCGAGCUGGCUAAGCAUUGCUGUGAUGAGCUCCUUUGCCUGCUGCAACGGAGACACCUGGAGCAGCGAACUGGGCAGUGUGCUCUCCACACGCGACCCCAUCUCGAUUAUCAGCUGGCGUCGUGUGCCACGUGGCACUAAUGGAGGUAUUUCGCUUGUAGGCGUCGUGGUCAGCCUGUUGGGCGGCUUGCUCGUUGGCUUUGCUUACUAUGUCACUGUGCGCUAUACAGUUGAGGCCAAGAUGUUGCUUGUUAGUCCGCCACAGUGGCCCAUCAUCUUGUUUGGUGGCAUAGCGGGUCUCUGUGGCUCGCUGCUGGACUCUGUGCUGGGCGGAUUACUGCAAUUCUCUGGCAUAAACGAGAAGGGUAAGAUAGUGGAUACACCUGGCAAAGGAGUGCGUCAUGUGAGCGGGCUACGCAUACUCGAUAAUCACAGCGUUAAUCUCAUCUCGACAAUUGUCAUUGGAGUUACGAUGCCUCUGUUAGCUCUCAAAUUUUGGCCCGUGCGCUAGACUCCGUGGUGCUCUCACUCAAAACUGAUUCCUAUUUUCAUAUUGCUAACAAGCUAUAAGCAAUUCAGCUGACUUUUGUAUGUAAGGCAAACGAUAGACUCGACUCGACACAACGACUGGGGCAACUGCGACGAGUAUACUCAAGAGAACUGACAUUCAUAUAAUAACUAAAGUUUUCCAUAAUUUUCAUGUUUGUAAGAGCUAAGGCUAGAAAUACAGUCGGCCUUAGGUUCAUCGAAUCAUCGAACAUAUCAGAUAUCAGACAGCAUAAAGUAAUUGUUAUAUUAAUAUGUAAAAAUAAUAACUUCAGGUGUAUCAAGGAUACGUACCAUUUCGAAACAUACCUGACUCAAAGUUAACAAAGCUAAAAUCUAAUUCUAAAUUCUAGUUGAACAUUUUAUAGACUAUUUUGUUCUUCAGAUUGAAAUGUUUUGGAUUUUGGGUUUCGUAGUUCAACUACUUUAAAGACUUGUAUCUUCCUUUGUGCUAAUAAUGUGCUCUGUGAAACAUCCCACUGACCUUGUUAAACUUCUUAAGAACAUUUCGAAUACACCUUCAA